Saxophila tyrrhenica is the source of this 1620-nucleotide messenger RNA. RefSeq lists its product as uncharacterized. The record is from RefSeq and is a predicted model, not a curated record. Gene Ontology annotation, biological process: transmembrane transport; carbohydrate transport. The transcript has 7 exons. Gene Ontology annotation, molecular function: carbohydrate:proton symporter activity. Lineage: Eukaryota; Fungi; Ascomycota; Dothideomycetes; Mycosphaerellales; Extremaceae. Bases 1 to 1620 code for a protein of 539 amino acids. Gene Ontology annotation, cellular component: membrane.
AUGUUUGGCGUUAAGAAGUAUUACGGCCUUCGAGGCGACAAGCUCAACUUGGCUGUCAGCUUCAUCGCCGGCUUGGACUUUUUACUCUUCGGAUACGACCAAGGUGUGACCGGUGGACUGUUGGACCUUCCAUCCUUCAUCAAGUACUUCCCAUCCAUCAACACCAACACCGGCAACAAUCCAAAUGCAUCCACAUACCAAGGAAUCGCGGUUGCUUCGUACAACUUGGGCUGCUUCUGUGGCGCGGUCUUGACAAUUUUCAUCGGUAACCCGCUGGGUCGACGGAAAACGAUCUUCUUUGGCUCCAUUGUCAUGACUGUUGGCGCGAUCCUACAAUGCACCUCCUUCGAUCUGCCGCAAUGGAUUGUUGGUCGUCUCGUUACUGGUAUCGGUAACGGCAUGAACACCUCGACUGUACCAACAUGGCAAAGUGAGACUGCGCAGUCGCAUCAGCGCGGAAAGCUGGUUAUGAUUGAGGGAAUGUUGAUCACGGCUGGUAUCUGCUUGUCUUACUGGAUCAACUAUGGCUUUGCAUGGUACGGUGAGCAUGAAGUUGCCUGGAGAUUUCCUCUUGCUUUCCAGAUCUUCUUCACCUUGAUCAUCUUCUGUACCAUCAUGAACCUUCCUGAAAGUCCGCGAUGGCUCGUCCUCCAGGGCCGGAACGAAGAGGCAUUGGAAGUGCUUACAUACCUGAACGACAAGCCGAGUGAUGAUCCGAUGAUCAUCAACGAGUUCGAAGAGGUCAAGGCCACGGUUGAAGAGAUGAAGAAGGGCUCGUUUCGAUCUCUCUUCGACAUGAGCGAGUAUAGAGAAUUCCAUCGAGUCGUCCUGGCAUACGUCAAUCAGAUGUUCCAGCAGAUCUCUGGUAUCAAUCUGAUCACGUACUAUGCACCAAUUCUUUACGGACAAGUGGGUCUUAACGGAAACAAUCUUCCCAAGCUGCUCGCAGCAUGCAACGGCACCGAAUAUCUCCUGGCGGCAUUCAUCCCCAUAUUCAUUGUUGAGAAAGCCGGACGACGACCUCUCAUGCUGAUUGGAGCUGCUGGUAUGUCGGCUUCCAUGGCCGUUCUGGCCGGGACCAAUUACGCCGUGACGACCUACGACAAUGCAAACGCUGGCUACACGCAAGCCGCCUUCUUGUUCAUCUUCAACACCUUCUUCGCCAUCGGCUGGCUCGGAAUGACGUGGCUAUACCCUGCGGAGAUUGUGCCUCUGCGCAUCCGAGCACCAACGAAUGCCUUGUCUACCAGCGGCAACUGGAUUUUCAACUUCAUGGUGGUCAUGAUCACGCCCGUGGCCUUUGACAGCAUCGGCUACCAGACCUACAUCAUCUUUGCUGUCAUCAACGCCGCCAUCUUCCCGACAGUCUAUUUCUUCUACCCCGAGACCAGAUACCGAUCGCUCGAGGAGAUGGACGGCAUCUUCAAGAAGUCGUCAAAUGUCUUCAACGUCGUCUCGAUUUCGCUCAAGGAGCCAUACCGCUACGACAAGCACGGUCAACUCAAGCCAGAGUACCUCGAGGAUGCCGUUCGACGGCAGAGCGUUGGGAGCGCUGGCGCCAACGGGUACCAGGAGAAGAGGGAGGAUGCGUCUCCUGUGAGCUCGGACAAGUCGCAAUAG